GCCACAGGCCUGGCCGAUCCCAAGCCGCCAGCCCUGACGUGGUUGUAUAGUGUGAACAUCACCUUUGCGGCGCCCAUUGAGAUUGGCGCCGUGCCGACGGGCAACCGGGCGAUUCUGACCAUCUCAGGGGGCAGUUUCGCCGGCCCCAAGAUUGCGGGCAAGGUGGGUAGCGGCAUCGACUGGGGUCUCACCGAUGCCAAGGGCACCUUCAGCCCCGACGCGCUGUACACGCUGUACACCAACGACAACGCCACCAUCCUGGUCUCGGAGAAGGGCCAUGCCCCCGGCGUCCAGAUCCUGUUCGAGACGGCCAGCCCCAAGUACGCAUACUUGAACACUGUCGUUGCCUACGCCACGGGUGGGCCCAGCGAGGCCGGUGUGUCGUUGGAUGUUUGGCAGGUGAGU
Messenger RNA from Lasiosphaeria miniovina, 405 nucleotides. RefSeq lists its product as uncharacterized. NCBI's taxonomy places the organism in Eukaryota, Fungi, Ascomycota, Sordariomycetes, Sordariales, Lasiosphaeriaceae. The record is from RefSeq and is a predicted model, not a curated record. The annotation marks the transcript as partial. The transcript is spliced from 2 exons.